UGGACAUUUAUUUGCAUUUCUUCCACUUACGGGUAUGAAAAUUAUUCCACUCUUUAUCAGUUGUACAGGUAAAUCUGAUUUGUUCAUUGUGAUCACGUGCAGGCCAACUAAUAAACUCACUAUCAUCAAAGAUCUUGGAAAAUAAUAAACGUCGUGACAUAACAGCCGCCAAAAUGUGAGUUCUCUCAAAAUAUUUGAUUUAAUAUGAAUAGAAUAAUAUUUUUAACGAGACCGUGAUGAAUCCUGUGAUAUAAAGGAAACCAAAUGGAAUCCUAAUCACCAGUUCGCGAAAUUAAAAACCACCCAAUACGCCAAGCUAGAAAGAAGCCGCUCUGACCCUCGCCACCUCACACUCACAGUUAACGAACCUACAAGGAGUGUGGAGGUAUGGGUGAGGUGGUGGAAGUAGUGGGCGUGGGGGAGGUGGAGGUCCGCCCACAGUUAGCUUCCUUAACCCUCAUCAUCUCCGCCCACAAAAACACGAUCGAGGAGUGUCGAGCGUCAGUGGAGAAGCGGCGGCCCUACGUCAUCCAAACGCUGUUCAACAACAAGGCGGAGAAGGAGGAGGUGACAGAGACAGACGAAGUGCGGGUAGGUGAGGCUGGCGGACUGGUGCUGGUUGUUAUGGUCACCGCCACUUUACCUGCCGACGCUGCCAGACGUGUCGCCAACACUCUCGUCGAGAAGCUUGGUAACAACGUUACACUUGAAAAGUUGGUGUACCGUCACUCGUGGGUGUCGUUAUCAGAGGCUCGGGUGAGGGCGGGACGGCGAGCAGCAGAGGAAGCAAGACAGCGGGCAGCAGACAUGGCGGUCGCAGUGGGCGGCACAUUAGGGCCAUGUCUCACUGUUAAAGAGGACUCCUGCACACACGUCGCCAUCACUGAAGACAGAACAAAUUCUUGGAUGGUGGACACAGCUCUUGGGAGGCAGGAGGUGCAUGCCCACACACCCACCAUCAUCCAAAGCACAGUUAAGGCCACAUUUUCCCUUGUAUCUUAUGGUGUACCCAAGACUAAGAAAGCUUAACAGUAACAAGUUACUACAGUAUAGCAUCCA
Messenger RNA from Homarus americanus (American lobster), 1059 nucleotides. RefSeq lists its product as uncharacterized. Bases 388 to 1029 code for a protein of 213 amino acids. The record is from RefSeq and is a predicted model, not a curated record. Gene Ontology annotation, biological process: canonical NF-kappaB signal transduction; immune response. The transcript is spliced from 4 exons. NCBI's taxonomy places the organism in Eukaryota, Metazoa, Arthropoda, Malacostraca, Decapoda, Nephropidae.